Molecule: messenger RNA, 3292 nt
Organism: Owenia fusiformis
Lineage: Eukaryota; Metazoa; Annelida; Polychaeta; Sabellida; Oweniidae
Source: the annotation of a GenBank genome assembly
GAUAUCUCCAGACAAAGGGAGGAUAUCUCCAGACAAAGGGAGGAAAUCUCAAGACAAAGGGAGGAUAUUUCGCGUCAGAGGGAGGACACGCAUCGUCAUAGGGAGGAGAGGCACAUGACGCCACCCUCUCAGCACCCAUCUAGCGGCAACAUGCAGUCGCAUAGACAGGACUCCCGGGGGUCCACCCCUAGCCCUGUUCCCGGAAGGCACUACACCAGCCAAGGUCAAGCCUAUGUGCCAAACUCGGUGUACACAACAAGGACGUCAUAUCGCUCCCAAAUGUACCCAACUUUCUCCCAACGCAGCCAAAGUAACUCAUCAAAUAUGUCAGAAUACGACAACAUUAGGAGCCCUAGUCAAGAACAUGGUCCCGGCCAUGUGUAUCACAUUAACACAGCAAGAACUGGACGCUAUGAUAGUGCCGAUGAGUUGAAAACCCCAACCCCCAUGACCCCUGAUCCCUAUGGUAGUGGGGUUGAUGUGUUUAGUGAAUCUGAGGUGUCUAGUCGCGACAAGCGUAGACAUCAACAGCGUACCGCAAGUCUAGAUAGAGCAUAUAGAAGAAGCAAUGAAAGUUCUUCUAGUGUAUCAGAUGUUGAUAGAUACGGAAGUUUAGAUCGAAGGGGAGAUAUUGUCAUGCUCUCUGAGCUUACCCCAUCAAGAUUUGGCUGCAAACGUGACUCUCACGCAGAGCCAGGGGAUGAACCCUCACAAUCACAAUUAAGCCCUAUAACCCGGCACUUUUCAGAUAGCAGUGACUAUAGUGACCCUCGUACCCCAACAAAUAUACCUCAGGAUGACAGGCCAAGGAGUCCCAGGUACAUGGGUCCCCUACCUGGACAGAUAAGCUCUGGUUAUUACCCAUCAGGUCCCAAUUGGUAUGACAAUAGAGGCCCACAUGUCUCUUCCAGUAGGGACUCAUCAGAAUCUGGAGACUAUAGUUAUAAACCUAGAUUUAUAGCAGACACGCCAACACCUCCUAUGGUUAAACAUUUGCCUGCUUAUUCAUACGAUUCUAAGGAGUCCUCAAAUAUACCAGCAGCCCCUCCCAGAGGGACCUCUUCUCAACACCACUCUAUUGCAGUCAAAAACUAUGGCCUAGAAACAUCAAAACCAUUUGAAAUGGCCGAUGUGUAUAAAUAUAGUGAAAAAUUUAGGAGGCAACGGAGUAAUGAUCAAUAUGACAGUGAGGGAGGGUCAUCUCCAAAUUUAUCUCGGCAUAUGCCUCCUUCUCCUCAAGUGGCCAGGGGGCGUAGAUCGCGGUCACCCUCCCCCUAUAGACAAUCUCCCCAUCAGGAAACCCCGGGGUCCCCAUAUCAAGUCAGGCGGCCAAUUCCAGCAGACAACUAUGGAAGUAGUUCCAGACCUCAAUACAGCACACCACAAAGUGUUCAUUCGCCACAUGGAAAUAGUGCCUAUAAUAGCCCCCAAAACCCUCAGUCCACAUACUCGACCCCUCAAGGUACACAAGGCAGUCACCAGGGGGCGUACCAACAUCCACAAUCCAAAGACAGCGGGAAAAGUAAUGGACCAUAUAAUAAUAGGUCAGUAGUGAAUGGGAGCAGCUAUUCUGGAAAUUAUCAGUCUGGAGUAUUCUGAUAACUGGUUUUACUCCCUGCCUAGAACAUUCUGAUCACUGCCUACACUCCCCCUGCGCUAUAUGUUUAUAGAUGUUGUGUGUAUUCGCAUUUAGAGCUGGUUUCAUUGUCCCAUGAUUCUCUGUUUAUGAGUCACAUCAACAUUUGAUAGGUCAAUUGAGGUCAUGUGUAUAAGGAUAUACAAACCUCCUGUGUGUCAUUUCAGGAUUGUUAUCAAAUCCUGUCAAUUUAAAAAACUAAAUACUAGUAGAAGGGAAGGAAUUCGAUUUCCAAAUAUAGAAAUCCAUCAUGUCUACUUCUCUGUCGACAUUUUGUUGACAAGAAAUAUUUGACAACAAUCCUGAAAAUAAACUGGUCUAGAUAUUUGAAUUUGCUGUGUACUGCUCUGUGUAACAUGUCUCUCAUGUUUCUCUAAAAUGUGUAAUAUCAUAAGGAUUUGUAUUAUUUUUAAUCUAUAUUUUAUGAGUUGAUAUUAAUUUUGAUUAUUUUAUAUUUUCAUUGUAAUAAAUGCUUUAAUUGCAAAACUGCAAAAAAGACCAUAGCACCAUCACUGCAAAGUUUAUCUAUUUUUGCUUCAAGCUUAUGUUUUAGUUUCUAUUCACUUUUUGGUUUGUUUAGAUCACACCUAAAGGACUGUUUCAUAUGUUUCACACUAAUUUCAAUUUUGUUAACUGGAUUGGAUGGGGUGGUUAUAGACUGAUUUAUUGACUCUUUAAAAGUUUGAAUUUUUAUCAUUUGAAAUUUUUACUUCCGAAAGCUAACAAUGAUGGAUAGAGGAUAGUGAACUACCUAACAAAAUGAAUUACUUAAAUAUUAGUGUGGAACUUUUGAAACAGCCCCUUGUUUAGUAACUUAUUUUAGUGAUGAUCUGAUAGCUGAUGUACAGUCCUGCACACAGCACUUAAGAAAUAGCUCUAUUUUACCAGGUGUAAUAGCUGCUUCCUUGGAUAUGUAUGCAAGACUGUAUAUUUUAAUGUUUUGUUGUGGCAUUAUAUAGUUCCUUACAAGUACUCCUGUUAAGGAAACCAGCUGGUCGAAAUUACUUUAUGGACUGGUUGGAAUGUAGUUUUCUUAUUCAAAAUGGGAAAUUCUAAUGUCUUGUUUCAAAGGCUACUAGGCAAUGACUUAAUUGUGUUUAAUGCCAAUAAAGGGCCCUUGAUAAUAUAUGUUUAGUUGUGAAACGAACUUAGUCCUGAAAAAAUAAGAGAAGUAACAUCACAACUUAUCAGUAAUUUGAUUUUGACCAGCAGACAUUCUUUUGGCAUACCUGUUGUCACAUGUUGCUGCAUAAUCUCAUUUUCGAUUUCAAAUUUAAAGUCCCGUAAUAAAGUCUCCUAAAUUAGGACAUAUUUUAAUAUCAACACAUGUUGUCUAAUGGAUGAAAUUCUGGUUGGGCUCUUGGGUAAUUUAUGAAUAGAAUGAAUUUGAGUGAUUUUGGAAUAGUUUUAUAUCAAUGCUCAAUGAAUGAAUCAGUUACUGGACAUUACUGUCACAGUUUUAUGUUUUGCCUUAUAUACAAUAUUCCAAGUUAUGUUUUCAAAUACUAAAAAGAGUGAAAUUAUCUUGUGAUAAUCUAAAGACAUGUUAUCAAUAUGUUCAUUUUUGUAGAAUUGAGAGCUAUCAGGGACUUAAUUUCAAUAUUUUCGAGAGAUUGUUGUAGCAUAUGUUGAGAUUCAAUUUCUGAGUAUUGUCUU